UCAGGCAGAGGAACUCCUCGGAGACUCUCCAGCCCUGCUCAUCACCUCCAGGUCACCUCCACCUCCACCUUCACCUCUCACCAUGUCUCUCUCUCUGGGCCGCCAGAGCAGCAGCAGCAGCUACAGCUCCCGCAGCAUCUCCAGCAGCAGCGUCAGCAAAGGGAUGCAGCUGGUCGGAGGCGGACAGACCCGCAUCUCCACCAGCAGGAUCUUCCAGGACCGCGCACCCAGCAUGUACGGAGGCGCGGGAGGUUCCGGGACACGCAUCUCCCAGUCCUACUCGAUCUUCUCCUCCGGGGCGCAGAACGGGGCGUUCAACGAGUCCGCAGUGAUCAGUAAUGAGAAGUUCACCAUGCAGAACCUCAAUGAUCGCCUGGCCUCCUACCUGGAGAAGGUGCGCUCCCUGGAGGCAGCCAACAGGACGCUGGAACUGCAGAUCAGAGAGUACUAUGAAAAGAGAGCUCCUAGUGUCUCCAAAGACUACAGCGCCUACUUCGCCACCAUCACUGACCUUCGAGCUCAGAUAAUGAAGAGAUAUGCAGACAAUCAACGCAUCAUCCUGCAGAUUGACAAUGCUCAACUGGCUGCAGAUGACUUUAGAGUGAAGUAUGAGACGGAGCUGAACCUGUGUUCCAUGGUGGAGGCCGACGUGCUGCGUCUCCGAGGGGUCCGGGACAGCAUGACUCUUGCCAUCAGUGACCUGGAGGUGCAGAUCGAAGGCUUGAAAGAGGAGCUGGUGUAUGUGAAGAGAACCCAUGAGGAGGAGAUGACUGCGCUGAGGGCCCAGCAGACUGGCUCGGUCAAUGUAGAGGUGGACAGCCCAGCGCCUGUUGAUCUGACAGAAAUCUUGCGGGAGGUGAGGGAGCAGUAUGAAGGUCUGGUGGUGAAGAACAAGCAGGAACUGGAGAAAUGGUUCCAAUCCAAGGUGGCUACUCUCCAAACAGAAAUCUUGCAAUGUACAACUGAGGUGAAGACCUUUUACACUGAGCUGUCAGAGCUGAAGAGGACCUACCAGAGUUUGGAGAUAAGUCGACAAAGCGUCCUCACAGAGAUUCAGUGCCUUCAGCAGAAUUUGGAAGAGGUGAAGAGUCGAUACAGCGUUCAGCUCAGCCAGCUGCAGAUGACCAUCAAUAUGCUGGAGACAGAGCUGCAGCAGCUUAAAGUCACCCUGGAGCAGCAGCAGAGCGAGUACAACCUGCUGCUGGACAUCAAGAUGAGGCUGGAAAUGGAGAUUGCUGAGUACAGGAGGCUGCUGGAUGGAGAGCUGCGUGAGAGGGGGCUGUACGAACAAAAGAAGGCCGUGGUCAUCAGCAAGGUUGUGGAGGUGGAAGAGCAAAAACCUCACAUCGAGAGGAGAGUGAAGACCAUCGUGGAGGAGAUAGUUGAUGGGAAGGUGGUGUCCUCCACUACGGAAACCCAGGUGGAGGACAUCCAGUAACACCUCGGCCCACCUCUGCUGACACUAAACUUACAUUUUAAUGGUAAUUUGUAAUUUCAAGUUGGCUGUAUACCUGGUAUAUGAUAGUUCCCUAAAGUGGUUUUAAGGGGUGUUUCUUGUGAUGAUCUUUCCUUGACGGAUGCUCACUAUGAAAAGUAUGAAAACAAAAUAUGAUCAAAAUGCCAGAAUGCACAGAUGACGACAUGAAUUAUUAAUCUUAAAUGUGUUUUACGACUCAGAAAGCUGUAUUAUAGUUUGUGCCUAGAUUUUAAAUUUGCAAAUUUUUAUUUUUUUUUGGACAUAUGUAAAACACAGGAGUUGUAAAAGGGUCAAGAUUCAAGAUGUUUUAGGUCAUGCAAAGAAAAUGAUUAAAGCUCAGUAUUGUUUUGUUGUCUGAGCUCAAGGUUAGUGUCUCUUAUAUUUUCAAAAUGAUAACAAUACACCAAAAUAAAGCAGUCUGAUUCUAAGUAAA
Molecule: messenger RNA, 1910 nt
Organism: Epinephelus fuscoguttatus (brown-marbled grouper)
Lineage: Eukaryota; Metazoa; Chordata; Actinopteri; Perciformes; Serranidae
Product: keratin, type I cytoskeletal 19-like
Exons: 9
Coding region: 83-1438 (451 amino acids)
Molecular function (GO): structural molecule activity
Source: RefSeq, a predicted model, not a curated record